AUGGUAGUUUCCUUUUGGUUGGAGAAGGAGCUGGAGCUAUUUGAAAAUGGAGUCUCGGCAUCUUCGACCAAAGAGACCUUGUCGGAAGAGGCUAAAGAAGAGAAAGCCGCCCGCUCACCAAAGACUCCUCUGGGCUCCGCCAAGCCCUCCAACAGUCCCGUAGCGGGUGGCAUGAUGAAGGCAGCUAUGUACUCUGUGGAAAUCACUGUGGAAAAGGACAAAGUUACUGGGGAGACCAAGGUCCUGUCCAGCACCACUAGACUCCCCAAGGACCGCUCUAUACAGGGGGUCAAAGUGUACGAGGACGAGAUGAAAGUGGUCCAUGCAGUCCGUGCCGAAGACGGGGCCAUUGAGAACGGCAUCCACCUCCUCAGCUCCUCUGAAGUAGACGAACUCCUCCACAAGGCCGACGAGGCCUCCGAGAAGGCCGCUGGAGAGGCCUCCAAGAGCAAUCCCCCCAGCCAGAAAGCCACGCCCAGGAAGGAGAUCACCGGCGUUCAGGCUAAGCCGGUAGAGAGUCCGAAAGGCCCGGAGCCGAGCAAGGAUCAGCCGGUCACCAUGAUCUUCAUGGGCUACCAGAACGUCGAAGACGAGAACGAGACCAAAAAAGUACUGGGCCUUGAGGGUACGAUCAAGGCCGAGCUCGUGGUGAUUGAAGACGCAGAGAACAAGCCGACGGCAGACAGUGCGGGGAAGGACCACGCCCCGCCCAACGGCAGCGCUGUGGAGCCCGUCACGGCCCUCCCGCAGAAGGAAGAGAACCAGGCCGGAGAGAAGCCGGCAGCCAACGACACCGACCCCAAAGAAGCGGAUAAGGAUCUCGACGUCAAAAAACAGCGCUGCAAAUGCUGUUCCGUCAUGUAAGGAGCCGGCCCUCACCUCCACGGCCCGCUAGGACUGCCUUUCCUCCCCUCCGCACCCGUCACUCUCACCGGGGAUACCUUUACUCCGCCUCCUCAGAUACCUUUUAAGUUAGACCGACUCCUUGGCGUUUUGAUUUUACUAAACGAGACAAGCGGUUGUAUUAUUCUUUUUUUCAGGAGGUUUGCCUUUUUUCUAUUUUUAAGUGACCGGGAACUUUAAUUGUGGCCUCAGUGAAAAGUGUAUGGUAUACACACUGCCACCACUGGGCUGCCUGUUUUUUCCUUGCCCUUGCGUCCGUUGAACAUCUUUAUCCACUCUUUCAUAAACAUAACGGAUGCCACACUGUAUUUAUUAGCUCAAGUAAUCCUUUUUCUGCCUCUCUGCAGCAAGAUGCGUCAGGAAGCCUUAAACUUCCACAUGGUCAGGUUUCGUGGAGGUCCAUUUAAAAAAAAAAAAAAGAGUUGUGAAUGCUGAAUCCGACAUUCCCUAAUCCCAGUGAACCCAUCCUGCGACAUUAUCUGAAGGCUCGUUUGGAAAGGAAAUUAACUGAUAAUGGAAACCCCUUGGGUGUUGCUUUUUCAAGUGGUCUAGCAGCCUUUGGAAUUCAACGGCCUUUAGGAUCUCACGAGUUCGUCAAGAACUUUUCUAAGGCAUGACUUUUUUACAAUUCUGUGAAGUGUCACAAUCGCAAAACCUAUCCUUGUGCGACCUGACUUUAGAUUGGAAAAGACGUCAGUCCGUUCCUUGGGCACUGGAGAAAUCCACCAAGCAUCCUGAUUUUUAAAACUGGCUUCGUUUUGUUCCAUCCGCGGUGCCAAGCUCUACUGGCUGUCUUGAUUGUCCAAGGAUUGUCCAAGAUUAUCCAAGGAAACUUGAUCGUCUGAGGAUUGACCAAGGUGGAUGUGAUGGCUACAAACAGGAGCCGGCCUAAUUAUGAUCCUUCUGCUGUUUGCAGCCUCUCCAGCAUGUUCGACGGGGACUCUAUGGUCAAGCGGUAGGCCUCAGAUAAUUCAGUGCGCUGUUCCAACCGCACCUCGUUUACAAAAUGUACUCCUUGGAUUCCAGUGCAGAAGUGGAAACCACGUGCCAGGAGGAGGAUCUGGUCCCAGGGACCAGCGUGUUCGCAGAGGGGCGCAGGCAGGGGCUGUGGGCAGGAACAACAGUUGGGAAACCAAGGCUAGCUUGAGGAGACCAGGGGGGGGAGAAGCUUCAGGCGAGCAGCCCGGAAGCCGGCCGAGAUAGUCAUGUGGAAGCUCAGUGAUGAGAAGCUCAGACUGGGGGGAGGGGUGGGCUUUGCAAGGGCGGCUGGAUGUGGCUUGCGACCCCUGCUCUCUUUCUCUAGGGGGAUAAGGGAACAGAGAGGUGCUGUGUGAUCCACAGGGCUCAGUCUGAGGCCUGCAGGAAAUGACACCAGACUCAGUUCCAGAAGGGACGUCUGUGUCUGGUGUCAGCCAAGAUGGGCGCUGGCCUUAAAACACUUCCCCUCUUUCUAAGGAGGCGUCUUUGGCAAUAACAGACACAACUCUUCUUUGGUUCAGCCCUUCUUGCUUGGUUCCUGCCAGAGAACCCCUUCCAGUGUCCUUCAUUUCAAGCAUGUUUGGCCAAUGCUUGAGGGGUGGGGUUCGUCCGCGGAAGCUCGUAGUCUCCAGGACGACCCAUUUCCUUGCUCUCGCUGCCGAGGGUAAGCAUGGUUAGCCUGGCUUUCUGUUGUUUUGUUUUUGGGAGGGUAACUCUGAUUUCCCUUGGCAAAGCUUGUGAAGCACAAAAUAUGCAGCGGGGGGAUUCCAAGUACAUAAAAGCCACGACGAAUCCAUUUUAAAGCCGCACAUUUGAUUAUGUAUCGUGUGAAGGACUUUCCUGUUGUCUGUCCUGGAUCUACCAACCAUUGACUUCAGGGGCAGACAAAAGGGAGGACUUCUCCUCCCACAGUACAACGCAUAAUUCACCUGUGGAACUCUCCAUCACAGGAUGUGAGGAUGGCCUCAAGCUGAGAUGGUUUUAAAGGGGGACUGGACCAAACUGAAGGGGGGGGGAAUCUAUCAAUGACUAUUAGCUGUGAAGGCUACAUGGAGCUUCCAUGUUUAUUGGCGAUUUGCUUUGAUGCCGGUUGCUGCAGGGAAAUAGCAAACAUUGUGCUCCUACCUGUAACCCUUUCAUGCCAGCAUCUGGUUGACCCCUGGUGGAAACGUGCCUCCAAAGCACCAUUCCCAGUCAUCUGAAGUGAGGGGAGGCUCAAGUUCAUUUUUUAAAUUUCUAUUGAAAGCACCCUUUAAAAGAGAUAUAGGGCUCUUUCGCAUAUUACUUUGGGGGUUUUCCUCCAUUUCUGCAUGUGUUUUACACCCUCUAGUGGUCGAUUCGAUAUUACAUCGCUUUAUGUCUGGCAUAUCUCCCUGCAGGUUUUUUAAUGUCACACAUACAGCGAUGUAAUAUCGAAUCAACCACUAGAGGCAGCAAAACAAGUGCAGAAAAGGGGAGGGAAAGCAGUAGGGACACACAAGCAAACAAAAUGAGAAUACGGAAAAGCCCAUAUACACAUUUUCUGCACCAGACAGCUCCCAAAGCCACAGACAGACAUCCUCCUAGCAAAUUCUGAGAGCAAAUUUCCUCUCUGCCCAGCCAAUCAAGGCUCUGGGAUGGAACCUGCUUUCUAGGCAAGAAGGAUGAUUUCAGGGUUCCUCCAUGCUCAUCAGCUAUAGCGAAGGCUGAAUCACUUGCUUUGCAUGUAGAGGGUCUAAGGUUCAACACCACCACCCCCUUGAAAGGAUCUCUGCAGUUGUGAAAAACUUUCUGCCAUGUAGUCAAAGGAGAAAAUACACAGCUUAAUAGACCAGGCAUAUAAAGCAGUUUAAUGGGUGAGGAAGGGGUCCGUAGCUGCAUUGCAUGCUCUAUCUCGUGUUGUGAGCUGUAGCUCAUCGGUGGUGCAUCUUCUUGGCACGCAGAAGGUUACAGGCUUGAU
Messenger RNA from Gekko japonicus, 3820 nucleotides. RefSeq names its product paralemmin (gene PALM). Lineage: Eukaryota; Metazoa; Chordata; Lepidosauria; Squamata; Gekkonidae. The transcript has 6 exons. The coding region runs from base 1 to 864 and encodes 287 amino acids. Gene Ontology annotation, cellular component: membrane. The record is from RefSeq and is a predicted model, not a curated record. Gene Ontology annotation, biological process: regulation of cell shape.